Molecule: messenger RNA, 1216 nt
Organism: Bicyclus anynana (squinting bush brown)
Lineage: Eukaryota; Metazoa; Arthropoda; Insecta; Lepidoptera; Nymphalidae
Product: lipase member H-like
Exons: 6
Coding region: 183-1211 (342 amino acids)
Biological process (GO): lipid metabolic process
Molecular function (GO): lipase activity
Source: RefSeq, a predicted model, not a curated record
UUUGUUCAUUGUUGUGUUAUACGAGUAUCAUGUUUUGUUCAUUGUUGUUAUCUUAAAAACACAAUUAUUUGAAUUAUAUUCGUCUCGUUAUAUAAAGUCCUAUUUGUUUGAAUUAGGAACCAAUUAGUCUCGUGGAUACGUGAUAUAUUUUUCUUUGUUAAAUACUCGUAAAUUGAAAAAAUAUGGUCUUGCAUUCUGAUUUUGUGUUUGCAUUUUUGUGUAUACUUUUCUGCGUAUGCAAAUCAAACUGCCUCUUGAGGUACCCUUACGGAGAUUUAGCUGAGAAAAUCAAAUUUUAUGAUGAAAAAGGCAAUAUUCACUUUAUCGACUUAAAUACUCCACUUGACUCAGUGCUAGAAUUAUAUUUGAAGCGGCGAUAUUUCACCGGUAGCACUCGCUUUUGGCUUUACACGAGGGACAAUAUAAACCAGCGCGAAGAAUUACAUGCGCGAUUCUUAUAUAGAGUGAAGAGAAACAGUCUGUAUAGGCCAGACAAGCCACUGGUGAUGGUGACACACGGCUGGAUGAGCUGUGGCAACAGCAACGCUACACAGUUGAUAAAAAAUGCUUACCUGAACAUGCAAGAUGUGAAUGUUGUGGUGGUAGACUGGCAAAAAGAUGCAGCUCAUGAAAAUUACCUCGAAUCUGCUUCCUUGACUAUGAUAGUAGCUGAAAAGGUUAAGGACAUGGUUUUGUCGUUGGCCUUCCGAUAUCAGGUUGCUAGUAGAGACGUUCAUUUAAUUGGUCACAGUUUGGGAGCACAUGUAAUGGGAUUGACUGGCGAAAAACUUAAAGAUCACAAAUUCAUGGUUGCACGUGUUACAGGCUUAGAUCCAGCGGGUCCCUUUUUCGAGCUGCCAAACUACUUGCCGGGUAUAACCAGCGAGGCAGCCUCGUUCGUGGACGUCAUCCACACAGACACCGGCGCCCUCGGCUAUAUUACCAACGUCGGCCACGCAGACUUCUAUCCGAAUGGCGGCGCCUGGCAGCCACACUGCUGCGACACUCAUGACACAUUUAGCUGUGAACAUACGUGCGCCUACGUUUACUUCGCUGAGACUAUCAGAAAUGGCAGUGAAUACGUCUCCGUGAAGUGCGACUCGUACAUCUCGUUUGAGACGGGUUCGUGCGGCGACAAUGAGAAGCAAUACAUGGGGUUCUACAGCCUACCCACGGCACGGGGCUCCUACUAUCUCGACAUUGAUAAAUAGAAUUC